GCAACAUAUAAACUCACGUGUUGGAUCAACAUGUUUUUAAUCACAACAUUACAAGGCUUUGAUCAAAUAGGAUUGGGUGUAAGUCAUUUCUCUGAGGAUUUUUCCAAAUGGGUCCUGGACACCCAAGAGAACCUAACAGAUCAUCUCGAAGAGAUGUUAGAUGCUGCUCCGACACCCAAGAGGACCAAACAGAUCAUCUCCAAGAGAUGUUAGAUGCUGCUCCAACUGAAAUCUGGGAGCAUGAGAAGGAGGCUGGUGAGGUCAAGAAGUACUUGGAACAGAUGACUGAAGAAAAUAACAAGUUGAAAUGGGUGACUGGUCAUUUUGAGGAAGAGAAGAAUCUCUACUCGAAAAAGAUUGAACAACUGAAGGAUGCCUUGGCCCAAAAGGAAGAGGAGAUGAGGGAACUAAAAGCUGAUUCCUAGGCCAAAGAGGAAGCUUUUCCGACCAAAGCCGCAGAAUGGGUCAGCAACCAGUAUGCUGAAACAUCCCGGGUUAUCGUUUCUACCUCCGAGGGAACCAAGAACUUCUUCUAAAUUCUUUUUAAGGAGCCCGAUGGGAAGAUGAUGAUCACUGCCAUGGGAUCCUUUGGAUUCCAAAAGGACCAAAAUUUUAAAAGAGCCGGUAUGUACAAGGUCAUGCAGAAGAAAUAUCCUUCAUUUGA
Messenger RNA from Cuscuta campestris, 664 nucleotides. Lineage: Eukaryota; Viridiplantae; Streptophyta; Magnoliopsida; Solanales; Convolvulaceae. The record is from the annotation of a GenBank genome assembly.